Molecule: messenger RNA, 16311 nt
Organism: Topomyia yanbarensis
Lineage: Eukaryota; Metazoa; Arthropoda; Insecta; Diptera; Culicidae
Exons: 16
Coding region: 1517-5041 (1174 amino acids)
Cellular component (GO): plasma membrane
Molecular function (GO): protein binding
Source: RefSeq, a predicted model, not a curated record
UCGUCGCGAACGGUCGCAUUUCCGGUUUGGACUCCGGCGGGUAGUGAAUUCGGUGUUAAGUUUCUGGCAGGUGUAAGAGCAAAUAGGAUAUUCCGGGAGAUUGUGAGAUAGCGGUCGGAGAAGAUGCUAUAGUAGCUUCGCAUUGUCAUAGAAGAUUCUUUCGGUAUAUCUGACGGUUCUGCUUUUCGAGCGUUUGGUUGGUGGUGUGCGUGCGAGGAUCGGUAUUAGUUGUAAGAGAUUUUCCUGGAGAGAUUUGCUCACAGCAUCACCGUCAUCGUAGUCAUCAUCAUCAUUGCAAAUAGCAGCAGUGUCAUCAUCGGGCAAACAUCAUCCUUCAGCGUGUCGUCGAUGGGCAGAGGACUGUGAGAGGACUCGCCUCGAUGCGGACGGUCGCAGAGAAAUUCGCGAGUGAAAAUGGAGAAGAAAAACAUUAAUUAUUAACUAGGUGAUUGAAAUUUUAGACCUACCAUUAUUGAGAGUUUUAUUUGAGUUCAAGUGUCCUAUUGUUUCGUUGGUGUGAAUAAAGAAAAAUCCUGUUUGAUUGUCGUGUGAUGGCGGCCUUGAAAGAUUUGCUGUCUAAUCGAUACGAGGUGGUGACCUCAGAACUGGUCUUGACCAGAAUGAAGGAUUACUAGGCAAAUAUAGCAAUUAGUUUGGUGUUCGCUAAAAGAUGGAUUACGUGUCCGUGUUUGAGGAAAGUAUCUGCAGGAUCAUCUUGAUACGAUAGGAAAAGCAUUCAGUUGGAAAAUUAUUCCAUCCCUGCAAGCAGCAAUGAUACAUCACUAACCCAGAUCCUUGGUCAAGGGGCUGCUACGAAUACAUUAAAGUAAGGUGAUAAAAAUUGUGAAACGAGUGUGAGAGCAAAGGCAAAGCAAGAGCAAGAGUGAGUACCAGGCGAAAAUCGAAACACGAUGACAGUGAAAUGUGAAGUUUGUAAAUAACAAUAGUGUGUCAGCAGCGUGGAAAGCAUUGUCCCUUGUGCCAGAGAAUCAAAAGCAGAGAAAAAAUCAAUUCUUGUGCAUAAAUAGUAUUUCUACGGAUCUGAAGUGGAGCCAGGAGGUUUUGAGACGCGCAGCAACUGUCACAAUAAAAGCCACAACAGAAUCACGAUAAUUGUCCCUCAACGAUGUGCUCGCAAAAUGCCCUGCAAGAAAACAGUAAAAAUGCAAUCUGUCUCCAGUGAUUGACGAGAUUGUUCAAAUAAAAAAAAGAGAGAGUGUGCCCGAGAGAGAGAAAGACGGGAAACUCAAUUUUCCCCUAGUAAUAAAAAAGAAGCAAGAAAGCAAUGGAAAAGUGCGCGUGCUUUUGUGUGCCGAUCUUUUCGCUAAUGGUGCAAACUGUAGGCGGCUCCGUGUAGACCCCGAAGGCUGAAAGUAAAAGAGAGAGAGUCACGUUGUUUGGUCUGCCUUGACAGUUCAGUGCCACGUUGAGUAGAAAACGAGCCGAGGAUGGUAAUCGUUUAAGUGGAUUUAUUAUGAUUUAAGUAGAGGAUUAUCAAAGUGAAACGAUACAAAAGAUGAAUAUGAAAGCAAUACACUACUCCCUGGUGGCAGCACUAGCGCUCAAGCUGGCCAGCCUCUGCUAUGGUUGUAAGAUUUCAGAAUAUCCCUGCAAGGGUGGUGCGUUUUGUGUGCCCUUGGACAAAUUCUGUGACGGACGGGAUGAUUGCGGUGAUGGCAGUGACGAACCGAAAAUGUGUACCGUUUGCAACCGUACGUACUACGGGGACAUUGGGCGAACGUAUUCAUUAACGGUGCCCCCGCCACAGUGGAAUCGGCUACCGUUCCUGUGCCAUUUGACCUUCACCGCGUCCGGGAACGAGCAGGGCGACAUCGUGCAGAUCAUUUUCGACAAAUUCACCGUGGGCCGUUUCGACGAGGGCCUCAUCGAUCCGGACAUGGACUCGGGUGAUGCCAGUCUAACCAGCGGAGGAGAUUUGCCCGGCUGUCCCGAAGGAUUUAUGCAGCUCAGCGAACUGGGUCGGCCCUUCACCGGCGGUUCCUGGUGUGGCAAAGCAUCCGGACAUCAGCUCUACUUCAGCGAAACGGCUACGGUGACAGCAUCUGUCAAGGUUUUCCAUGCACCGAUGCAGGCCGGAACGCCGUUCGAGUUCCGCAUCCGGUACAAAUUCAUCAGUCAAUCAGAUGCCAUUGUCAGGUACGGGGCACCGAAUGAACUGCUGGAACUGGGCCGAGUCACACCUGGAACCUACUGCACCCGGCAGUACGACGAGUGCUACCGGAAAAAGUGUCGAUUGCAGAGUCCAAACUAUCCGGGGAUGUAUCCGCGCAACGUGACCUGCUACUGGACCAUCCGGCAGAAGGUGGUGCCGACCUGUAAGCAUGCGAUGGUCGCCAUCAGCCAGGAGAAUGAACACAAAGCGUUGGUUAAAAGAUCUAUUGCCAGCCUGAACAAGACGUCUCGUGCGGUUCGGGCGUGGUCUGACUGCACCGGCGAACGUGACCACUUGAUCUUCUACGACGGGAGCAGUACGAACGACCCGGUGCUGGCCAAAUACUGCGGAGGCGACUGGCUGCCGAAGGUUGUUUCGAGGGGCCCCGAGAUGCUGAUUGCGUUCCACUCGAGUCCGUUUUCGGCACCGCUGCAGUCAGGCCAAUCGAACCGGGGCUUCGAGCUGGAUGUCGACAUCCUGUUUGCCGAUUCCGAUUCGUAUGAUUUCGCCCAGGGCAGCAAAUGCGAGUUCCACAUCAAUGCAUCCAAUCCAGAUGAGGUACUGUACUCUCGACGGGGUCGAAUGGGUCACAUGCUUAGCCCGCGACACACACUGCCACCGAACACAACCUGUACCUACUACUUUCACGGUGUUCCCACGGAUCUGGUUUGGAUUUCGUUCACCAACUACCAUCUGCAGAUUCUGCAAACGACCGGCAGCGGAAGCGGAGAGAAUGGCACCAUCGGAAAGAGCGAAUCUACCCUACCCUGGCUAACCCGAUUGCGGCUCUGGGACAGUGUCGGUACGUACGUUCCACUGCGAACGACAUCUCCUUCGUCGAUCAUCAGCACAUCAUCUGUGACUACACAGGUAGCGUCAUCCUCUUCAUCCGGCAGCUCGUCGUAUGGUUCCGGGAGUGUAACGCCGUCGGGUUUGACCGGUACCAGCACCACAGCGCUGUACCAGCAAAUGAUGAACCGUACCGUCGGUACCUACUACGGAACGGCCGGUCAGCAUGGUAAGAGCUUGAAAAUAAACAUCGACAACGUGUGGAAUCCGGUCGAUCAGUACAUCUACGGUCCGACGGUGAACAGCAUAUUUAAUCAACCGCAGCAGCAACCACACCAGCAGAGCGGUUUGGGAGGGGAAAAGGGAUUGGUAUUUGGAGUUGGAUUGCAGGAGAAGUUUUCAAAAUAUUCUUCCGGGAGUGGGAAGGGUUCCAGGGAGGGAUCCCGACACGGUAACAAUGAGGUGCUGAAAGAACAUGAAAGAAGUCGAAAGGAGAAAUCCCCCCGAAGCAAUCGACGGAUGGUGGCCGAGUUUUACGAUAACGAAUCGCCGAAGUUGUGUGAUCAUGUCUCGCUGGAGACCAAAAACGACCGGAUGCGACCGUGUACUCCGCUGGAAAGUUACGUCAGCACUGGAAGCGAUUUGAAAAUUGAAUUCCACACGAUGACCGGGACUUCACUGUUUCCGUCCAACUUCGGCAUCAAAUACGAGUUUGUCGAUACAGAAUUGGGUGGUGAGCCGUACCUCGGCCAGAAAGGGGAGGAAGUUCCUCUGCUGUGUUCGAGAGUAUUUCGCAAGAGAAAAGGAGACUUCCAGUCUCCUCGCAAUGUGUUCCUCCACGGUCGAGGUGGAGCGAAGAAUAUCUCAUGUUUGUAUCGAUUCGAAGCUGCCGUCGGGGAAAGGGUUCGCAUCGAACUCUACAAUGUUUCCUUCGGGGAGUCGGCAGCUUGCGUAACCGAAUCCGAUGGUCAUACGGGGCGGGCAAAAUGUGUCCCAUCGGAAGCCGACCCGGAUGGACGGGUUGGUGAGCUGCGUCUCUUCGACGUGCCCUACAAAGACGUAAAAGUUCCCCUAGGAUGCUUCUGUGAUAAUACCACCAGCUCGUACAACGCUCCGUUGACGUUCGUUUCGAACUCCCGCACGUUGGAAUUGACUUUUGUAGUGACCAGGUUGAACAUCUCGGAGGACUUUGCCGAUGUGUAUUUUCACGCAGCGUACGACUUCAUACGCGUACCCGAAUGCCGCAAGCGACUGAAGUUGCGCGGGUCUGGCGGAGAGGAUGAAGUGAGCUAUCCGCUGAGGUCGCACGAGGCAAGCUGCGAUGGUUUACCAUGGUUUAUCGAGGCCCAGCAGCAAGAUCGCAGCCUCUUUGUACGAACCUGGGGCAGUUUUCUGUCAUUGGAUCCAAUGGCACAGGAUGACUUCUCCAAGUGCAACACCAGAAAUCGGCUCCUGGUGUACAGCGGGAAGCCGCUGAAGGUGAUGCGGGUGAUCUGUCCGUCACCCCCGUCUAGCCGGUCCGCGGCGUUGCAUAUAUUCUCCGAGGAUUGGAUGAGCAGCCAGCCGUUUCUGAGUUCGGAUAGCAGACCGGUCAGUAUGGUGCUGGAACCGAUCCACAAAGAACCGGGAAGUAUCGCGUUCUCGUGGCUGGAGAUUCAACGUACCAAGGCUUCGCUAAUUCAGCAGCUGGAUCUGCAAACCAACUUCACUGCCAACGAUACCCUGGUCGAGUUUGGUCUCUACCCGCGGGAAACCGAAUGCGAGCAUCGCUGUCCGGAGCUGGAUGCCUGCAUCGGAAGUGUUCUGUGGUGUGACGGUCGUCCUAACUGUCCGUCCGGUUUCGACGAGAGCGAACAGGAGUGUGGCAGCCGGUUGAUGGAACUUCCCGGUGGGAUGUUUGCAGCAUUCGGUUGUCUAGCUGCGGCUCUGUCCGCCUGUCUCAUCUUCUGCGUCCUGGCGAUGGUGAGGAAGCGUCGAAAGUCCAACGAGAAGCUGAAAACGGCACCCACCUCCCUGAACGGUACUCUUUCCAAGAAGGAUUACAAAAAGGAGCCCCUAUUCUUCGAUCCGGACUCCUGACAUGGGCUGCAACCGGUCGAAUACAUCCACGUCGACCGGGAGACGACCGUGUGACAUGUUGUUUACGUCGACAUGGACGACCUGGCGUACUGCUAAACGCACCACAAUCGGAAUCCUCCUACACUGAUGAUUCCCGCCCGAUUAUUCGCCAAACAUACAACACUCACACAUACACUGAUACAGGUGGGUAACUCCGAUAGAGACAUUUAUGAAAAUGAUUAGCAUAACGUUAUUGGUAGAAAAGAAAAACAAAUGAAAUACAAACAUAGGGAAAACGGCGUAGCAAGGAAAUACUGCCCAUAGAAAUUCGCAAUUUGAUGACACUGGUAGCGAGACAGAUGAAAAUCUGAUAUCUUUCAACAAAACAAGUGGAACUUGAUAAACAAAGUAUUAUAGGGAGAUCUUUUUAAAACAUUUGUAAGAUUUUUAUUCUACAAAAAUCUUGUGAUUCGACCUUAGUUUUCUAUUACAGCUGUUUUUUUGUCUUAUUGGUCCAAGGGGCCACAAAUUGAUUCAAAGCAUCCCAAGCAACCACACACACGCGGUAGCCAGAAAUGCCGCGAAAAGUGGGGGCCUGGGAAAUGGUGCCGAUUUUGAGUCAACCGGUAGUUAAUCUGUGUAGCAAAAAGUCACUAUUUGAACUUAAGAGAAAAAAAUGCAUCCUAACGCAAAUACGGAAGAGGAAAACUAGCCAAAUAUUUUUCAAAAAAAAUAAAAAAAACGUUACUUAAUGAGACAAGGAGAAACUAAACUAGCGGAUAAAACACUAAACUUCUAUCGUAAGCUGUUACUGAUACUCAUACAGAAUGAAAAGAGAUGCAACUAAGCGGUAAGGUAAAUUAAUAGCGCAGUGAAGAGCACUUGUUUCGGUUUUCUGUUUCCCGAAUGUUACCAAAGCUCUUGGUUCGUGUUACCUGUAGAUUGGUGGGCGGGGGUCGGUUCGGGAUGGGUAAUGGUCCAUCUGAUCUGAUUCCAUGUUGAAAAAACCUUCCACAGAAUCGAAAUUCUUAUUAUUAUUUGGGGAAUUCCUUCUCUUUUAAAGUUUAGUUAACUGGUUAACUCAUUGUUGCUUUUGAUUUUGCAUAAUCAGUUUACAGUGAUUAUGAAUGCUUAUUAAUAUUUCAAUUUCUUACAUCUCCCGUAAUUGCUGUCUUUGCACUUUGCGUUGGGCUUUGGGACCGUGUAUAUGUAUGAACUAGCCUGAAAAAGACCUAUUCUAAAGAGCUGACAUAGCAAUAUUCAGCAGUUACGGAUAUUACGAAAGUGCGCACAAAUACUGAGCAUUGUGAUAGUCUGUCUAAAGCAAGCAAAUGAUAUUACCGACGACAAGUAUUUCAUGAAGGUCAACGGAAUCUACAUUCCCGCCUACAAGGUAGAGAUCGACGGCGGGAUCACCGACAAGGUUUAAAUGCUAUUCAAAAGCCGCUUUUGGCAAAGUCUACCGCUACAUUAUUGCACUGUCAUGAACAUUAUUUUUCACUGAUGUCGCGCAUUAAAAAUGCUGUUUACUAACAAGGAGCUAGUAAAUAUUUUUUUAAAUGCUGAUCAACAACAGUUAACUAUGCAAAACACUGAAGAGAGCUACACCAUUCACCUAGACAAAAUAUUAUGAUCACUUGGCUCAAAAAGAGUAUGACUCUGACAUCCUCUUGCUACUGCAUCUAAAAACUAUAGGCAGAUGAGAUUCCUUGAAAAAGAUAAUAUCAAAUAUAACAGCUCGAAGAAGCCCUGAUACAAAGUCUAAGAAAACCGCCUAUCCCGAGCAAAUGAGAAGCUCAUAAUACCUCCAUGCUCAUGGUCCAAAUUAACCUCCAUUAUAUGGUAUUUUGAUAGUGUUUAUAAUGGAAUCAACCCAUGAAAACACCAUUGUCAUGGUCUGGUAGAUCCCAUCUAUAAACCAUAUUUUUGUGUAUCCUUGAGUUAUUCAGACCAUUUUAGAGUAUUUUGAUGGUUGUAAAAUUUGUAACGGAACAUGUUCAUGGUCUUUUUAAGGGGUUGAAUGCUGUUUGUGUCCAUGAGAAUUUUCUCAGGAUGAUAAUAAUAAUUAUAGAACAAACGAGGGGUUUCUAACACUUCCAGGAACACCAAAAGUGGCUCAACGUUUCAACCAGAGAUUCAGCUUAGCUCAGGCCGGGGUUGUCUUAGGUUGGGAACUGGCCUCUUUUCGUUAUUGUUCCCGGAGUUGUCUUCCCGCUUUAUAUUUCGAUUAUAGAAGUUUCAAAUUUAGGGUCUUUUGCAUUUUUUUCGGGUUAAAUAAUCUCUGUAGAAGUUAUAGCCAAUUCGAAUUGAAUUAGUUAUAGAUUUGGCGUUUUGACUUCGUCUCACCAGAAUCCAACACUAACUUAAUGGCAGGAUUAAGCUAGCGUAGGAUUGACACUAGGCCCAAAAAACUAGAACGCCAUUUUGUUUCUGAGCAAACCCUAGUCCUGCGUAAUCUUAAAUAAGUUAAGGAGCAGUAUAGCACAGUGCAAUCCGAAUUUUUAAACUGCAAAAAAGCCUCUUCCACUACUCUGUGAUCGAUUCCGGUAAUGUAAGUGUCGUCCUAGAAGCCAAGAAGCAUGUGAGAUCACGGGAUGAUAGUUCCGUUACUUGAACACCGGAUUUUCGUAUCGCAAUUUCGACUACUGUGAUGAACAACAAAUUAGAAUGUACUUUGUUCUGCUCUGAUCUAUCUAGCGUCACAAAUGAGUCGAUUGUGUUUCCGGCUACAGUGAACAAAUAUACAAAAUUGUCACUUAACUUUUUGAUUCUGUGUACGCAAUUUUUCAGUGCGCGCGGAGAUCUUUUUCUCUGUACUGAAGUAUGUUCGCUGUUGUCAAAUAAUGCCUAGGAUACUUCAGUUUUGUUUCUUCAGCGUUUUCAUUAGGGUUGUGGUACCGAUAGUAGCGGCACCGGAAGUCCCAGGAAUUGGUGGUACCGAAAUACCGAAUAAACAUUCCGGUGCUAUGCAGCGCUUUUAAUAAGGAGUAUAACUAACCUAACCUUUCAGCACAUAAAGAGGCCUGUUUUAAAUCGGCUAGCAUAAUGUCAUUAGAAGUUUAACGAAUAUAGCUUCUGUUUCAGUUGCAAAUAAUUUGACUAAAUGUUGAAAAUAAUUGCGACGAUCUUGUAUAAAAUUUGUGUAUGUACAACUACUACGAAAAAUAGAAAAAUUGUUUUGGAAUUUCUCAUAAGCGGCGUUCGGAUUAGUUUGAUUAACUGUACACCUAUAUAAUAAAUUUAUGACCUGAGUCACGCGUGUCUUAAUUUUACUGAUAAAUAUAAUAUUAUAAAAGAAUGAACGCCGACUUAAUACUUAACUUUGAUCCGAACAGGGCACGUAGGGAUCUGAUCGAAGCUUGUGAUAAGCGUUGUUUGAUUAUUAGUGAUUUCAAUUCGUAGUGAGGUAAGAAAGAAUAUGUUUGCUCUUUUCCACUCUCAAACCACGAAGGUUGUUGAAAAAACAUGUGAAAACGUUUCUUCAAAUAUAAUAAUAAUUGAUUAUAGAUUUCACUUCUCUCUAUUUCGCCAUGAUUGCUUUAACAAACUAUAAGUUAGCACACGAUUCAAAAUCAUAUAGACGUAUCUUGAUGUCAACAUCAUCCAUAUAUAAAAGAAUCUUGGCUCAAACGUUGUAUUCGAUGCCGUGUUGAAUGUUGUUUUUCACAAUGAAGCUUCAUGUCACGGCUAACUUCCGAGCGUUAUACCAGCCCCAUUGCGCCCUUGAUAUAGCCACUAUAGCUUAUCGAGCUCCGUUUUCCAUCUUUGGCAAAUGUUCCGCUCAGCAUAAUGUUGGUUUAAUGCGAAUUUGCUUAACCCUUCGAGAGUAGCGCAAAUGGCUCACUGAACAGGCACCCGUUGGUGCCCUAAGACAAAUUCGCUAGAUUAUCAGAGCAGCGUGCACUCAGUGCACUAGCACGACUGCUGGAAGGUUAAAGACAACUGCGAUGGCAAUUAUUCUGGUAGAGAUACUUUUCACUUCGGAGAAUUUCACUGCUUAGUCGACGGAACGAUACAAUACUGUUUGUGCAGUGAAUACGAAACAAAGCAGUAGGAAUUGAUUACUUGCUUUAUUGCUAGCUAUAACAGAGCAAUUGUUUGCUACUGCUCUGAGCGAGAUGAGAAGGUAUACUGAGGCAUAUAAAAGCUUACAAAUAAAAGCAUAUUUUUGAAAGUUUUCUUCCUUCGUAAGAUAUUUUUCCGCGAUUUUAGACAAAAAUAUUUCAGUAUCGGUACUUUAUCGGUACUAUCAGUACUAGGAACCCUAGUUUUCAUCAAUUUCUUCGAUAGUGUUUUGUUGCUUACUGUCGGUUGCUGAAUUUCGAUGUUCUUACUUGUCCUUAGUUACGGUUGAGAAUCUCUGCGUGUUAUAUUAGUUUAUAAUAACGGGGCCAAGGAUGCCAAAUUCCUACCUUUUCUACGGCUGUAAUAUUUUUACCUACCUUCUCCUUUCUUCUACGACGCUGCUGUCGUUCGCUAAUGCAGAACGCCCAGCGCUGUAUGGCAGCCUGUGUGCAAAGCAGUAACAUGAUAAAGAAAUACUGCCCGUAGUACAGCCACCACACGCGAGCGGUACAGUUUCUCUUUGCUUAUAUUACACUUUUUAAUAUUUUUAAUAUAUUUAAUAUUUUUAACCACAAAGAACGACAAUGAAUGCGGUUUAUUUACGCCACGACCGACAUAAACACCUUCGUGUGCGGUCCACUCUCUUUGAAUAGGCAGAGACGAGUGUACAAAGCGAGAGGCCAAACUUUACUACGCCACACUCUCACAGUCGAGCAGUCGGAGUACAGUAGCAAAACAAAAAUGUAUUUUACUGACUACCGUUCUGGCAGCAGCAGCAGUGAUGUGUCGCUGUAGCGGGCUGUUCGGCUUAUGCAAAUGUAAAUGUACCGUAAAAUAUAUAGUUUACCGAUACCGUUCGCAUCCCUGAACAGGGCACUGUCAUGGUUUGAUGAAUGUACGGUACUGGUUGUACAGUUGUUGCCGAUUGGUCAGAAUGUUUAGCUGAAGCUGUUGGAGUCUAUGUUUUAAUAUGAUUUGCGGUAGAUACAUUUCUCGUAGUAGAUUCAGCGCAGGGCUUUUAGCAGUGUGCGUUUGUUUACAGAAUUGACACGUAACUAUCCGAUUCUAAUGAGUGUACAAAAUAGUCUGAGCAUGCAGAGCGCUAUGAGUCAGUGUCACAAAAAAUCUGAAACCGUGCAAUUUUAAUAUUAUUGAUUUGUGAAAGACAACUGGAAGUCGAAAAAAAGAUGUUUCUUCGAAAUGACAGACAAAAAUUUACGAUGGCGGCUUUUUCAUAACAAUGUGAGUAUUUUUGUUAGGGGAAGGCGAACAAGAAAUCUAAAAGCUUCAAUUUUUUUUAUGACAAUGUAUAAUUGGAAACCAUUUAUUAGGUGUAUUUUAGCUAUGAGGAAGCUGUCUAGAGGAUUCCAAAAUAUAUUUUGAGGAAACAAUACAUGAUGAUUUAUCGUAAAGUAUUUUUUAUGGACAAGUUUCCCAAAAGUAAAAAAUAGACUCCGGACUAGUAACUCAGUCCGGCUAGAAAUAUAAUUGAGUCGAGCUAUUAAAACUAGAGAAACACAUUCUUUUUUUGUAAGGGGGCGUAUGCUUGAGGCCUAAUUCUGUCUAAUCGGAGUAGCGGUAACCGUAUCAUGGACAGGGGAGAUAGGACGGACUACACGACGACAAAAGAACAAAACAGAAGCAUCUGACUGUGAAGACAUGAUGAACCGGGUCUACGGAUGGUUUACUUCGAAUCCAUAGGGGAGUAUUCGCUCUCACUUCCAAUUGAGUUGUUGCAGAUACAAUGAUGAGAAUGAAGACGGUCACGUUGUAGCGCUCUGGUGUGGGUCGGCUCCUCAAAACCAAUACAGUGCCCUACUAAUAACGUGAAAGGGGGGCUAAAUUUAGAAUGUUAAUCGUUUAGGAAAAUGGUAGAUGAGGGACAUAUAGGGGAGAUUGCGACUUGCCUGGGUAUCCCGAACUGAAACAUUGGGUGGUCAACAUUGGGCCCAACGCGAAUCCUUUAACUGAUGCCUGCGAGUAACAAUACCGGACGCGUACCCAAACAAUGUGCUCGAUGUCGUGAUAGCCCUCGCAACAAGUGCAAAGACUCUGCAAGCCCAAUAAGCCGGAACAUUAAACGAAUGAGAUCCCGACUCACAUCCACCUCCUGAAUCAAGGCUUCGUGUAUGCCUUUGGAAUAUUAGAAUGUACACCCAAAACCUAGGCCGUAAUACAUUUACGGUAAUAAGAAAAAAAUGAUCUAAUAGAAAGACGGUUAUUACUAAAACGGUCGCAACCAAAAUUUUCCUAAACGGCAAUAUCAAUACAUUCAAAUCUUCUCUGUGUUCCACUCAUAUUUCAUUAAAUCUUACACAUAUUGACGCGUCGGAUUGUCUAGAAGUGUGUAGUAUUUCCUGUCAGUGUAUUGCGCAUCAAGCAAAGCGAACACAAUGUGGAUAAAGACGGACUUCGAUUUUCUCUACACGACACAUUUCGUAUUUGAAGGUCGGCCAGCUUCAAAGUACAGUCAGAAAAAACGAUUCGAAAGAGUGGUGUGAUAUUUCGGUCGAAGUUAAAUUGAAAUUUCUUUUCGAUCCCGGACGUCAACAGCAAGGUAGCGACUGCACAAAAUAUGAACAGUCCUUCCCAUUAUGUACGUGAAGCAAGACCUACGGCUUGGAUCCACCCAUUCGAACCGAAGGGUUACGGUCUAAACACUUGUCUGGAUCUAAGCACCAAGUCUGGGCCUGGUUCAGGUGCGGACCUGUUAAGAGGAAAAGAGGUUGUGCUAGAACCGGAAACUGGUCCUGAUCCGGAAUCUCAAACUGGUCGAGAUCUGGGAACUGGUCCUGAUCUAGACUGCACUAGUUCGGAUCCACGGACUGGUCCCUUGGUCUGUUUAGGACUCGGGCUCUGGGUCUGGGCCUGGAUCAGAAUCGAUUCAAUGGUAUCGUUUAAAAAAAAAUCUAUUACAACCUACCAAGUAAAAAAAUCCGUAAUUCCGGCUGGUUCCUGCCAAUAUUGGAGUUCCUGCCAAGAUUUCAGUCGCUGAAAAAGUGUUUGGUUGUGUGAAUUUACUUUUGCGAUAGUAUGGUUGGGAUAUCGCAAUGUCCAAUUGCGUGGUCUGUUACCAAAAAGACAAUAGAAUCUUAUCCGAAAGUAACAGAAGCGUACCCGUCGGAUUUUAGGUGUAGCCAUCGCGCAAGCUCCUCAUUGUACCACUAUGAUUGCCAGCUGUCGAGCGUCCUCGGAUGAGAAAUACUGAACUGCAGCAGAGUAAUCUUUCGUAGAUGUCAUCUUCUAUUACGCUUUACCUUAGCUAAAUAAUCCACCUCUUUAUUACUAGGGAUGGAGCAUUUAGAAGAGAUCUAAACUAACGUAAUCUGGGAUGAUUUUUCAGAUAAAGCGCGCAGGCAAUGCAGCAUUUAUCUUAGAAAAUACAGGGAGUGCUUUCAAGGCUUCAUCGAACCGGGAGUUAACAGGUCUUCGCACUUCAAUUUCGGUUCAGAGAUCACACCAUCAAUCCCCACUGCCAUUGCUGGUACACAGAUGGAAACAUCCCGUCUAAGGCGAACUUUUUUUUACCCGAACACGUGUGUUCUGACCAAUAUAUUCAACAUGAAUUAAGUGGGAAUUUUUUAUAUAGGGAGUAAUGCUAUAGUCAGGGGCUUCCAUGUUGAUUUUAGGUAUGUUUUCGCCCUCGGCCAUUUAAAGUCGACGGUAGAGCGUUGUGCAAACGGGAAUGUAUUUCAACUUGGAAAGGAAGUUGUGCAAGAAAAAAGAAACAAAACAGAAGUGUUACUUAUCUUUCCUAAUGGCAAUUAUUCUGCUCCAACGAGAACGGCAGCACACAAAACGAACAAAGGUCAUUCAUAAACUGAAUCUAAUAUACCGAACACCACAGUAAAAGCGAAACGAUCUGCUCGUCGUUUGAGUUGCAACGGUUAAGAUAUCCAAAAACGCCACAAAAAAUCACUAUGGGUUUUGUUCUGGCUAUUAUAAUGCGACAACUUCAACAACAAUAGCUAGAACAAAAUUCUUAGUGAAUAUUUUUUGUGACGUGUAUCGUGUUGCCUCCUCUGCGGACAGCUUUAAAGUCAAAGCAAGCUCAUCAAUCCAUUGGAAAUAAUCAUCUCUAUCAUUUGUACGUACAUCUAGCUACAGGAAGAAACGGUUUGUAGUGGGGAUCGGCUUCGAAAAUCCCUGUUUUGUUUACGAAUGCAAGAUCGAAGAUCCUUCCGUUCACAUUCGUAAGUGAGCAGAUCUGGUAAAAACCUCUUGCAGCCAUAGAUUCAGUUACAGAUUCUUCUUGUUCCUGAUGACUGAUUGCUGGUUUACAGUUAAUUACGUAUAUUACAUAGUUGGAUGACGCUUAGGUUGUUUAAUAUGAGAUGAGUGUAUGUUUGAUUUCCAUCAAGAAUGAGACCAAGAUCCUUCAGAUCAAUGCAUCACUAGCAAUGUUGUAGUUGAAAGUAAACAUGCUCCUCGUACGAUGGUAGCUGAUAACGAAACAUUUCGCCACACUAAGUACCAUCAAGUGUCAUCCACUACACUUGUAAAAGGUAUCAAUGUGAUACUGUGGCUCACUGAUAUCGGGUUCUUUCCUUGCAACAAGAAAUAUUUCCAAGUUAUUGAUGAAGAACAGCUUCGCUCCAUGCAUUAAAACGAAUAUCAUGUUAUUCACGAACAGUGAAAAUUACCAACGGAUUAAGAUACAGCAAAUCACGACUUCACGGUGUAUAUGGAAGGACCGAAGUCAAUGGCAAAAUCCACCAGUGUAUCCAAGUUUAUCAAACUUAGUUAACAAUUGUGUAAGGUAAAUAGCGAAAAGAGCAGCCUUAAAAUCUGUGUGGAUCGAGUCCACCUGAAGUUUGUUGGACGUCUUUUCUGCGCACUGCUUUGGAGCAUUCAAAGACUAUUGUAGUGCCUUAAAACAGGCGUCCGGACGAUGGCAGCCCUCUGUAUCCAUAAUGAAUAUUCUACUUCACGAAUAGCAGGACAUCUUACAACACCUAAAAUCUACUGCUAGCGUUUCAUCAACUCUCUAUGUCUACUUUUUCAACGAGUUAAUUCUGCUUCGCAUUUAAAGAAAAAAUCCGUUGCAUCUUGUUUACAAAAUGCGUCGUUAUCUACAAUGAUUGUAACAGAAAAGUUUCAGAUUGAUUCUAUGUUUGGAAGUUAGACAAUGAGCCGUCGGAUAGCUCUACCAGAUAAAGGAUUUUUUCACUGAAAGGUGAUUGGGACUCUAAUUUUCUUCCAUCCUAUAACUGAGAAUUCAUCGUUAGUUUCUUCAGAUUAUGUAAGAUUGAAUAAAAAUUUUAUCAAUUCCUUAUCGAAACAUAUCCGAUAUGUUUAUGAAAACAAACCAUUACCAGAAAUUUUCCCCAACGCAUUUCUCUCAACUCUUUACAUUUUGCAUUAAGGGAGGGAAAAAUGGAUAAUUUUUAGAAAAAAAUUGUUUUAAGAAAAGUAUAAAACUUGACUUGACACUUGACAAUUUGUGUACUAAAGUGGAAUGUUUUGUAGUAGAUAAAAAUUAUCAUAUAAUUAUUUUGGGUGGUCAUUUAAAAAUUAAUAUUUAUGGGUAAAAAUCCUCUUUGAAAUGGGUAUUUAAAUUUAUUAUAUUUUAUCUUACCCGUUACUGAAACCCCUUCGCAAACCGACACCCGCCGCAUCGCUAAUCCUGCCUGUAAAUAGUCUGUUGUAAAAGAAUUGUACAUACUUUAGCAAGCUAGUAAAUGAAACGGGACUGCUGAUAUCGUCCAUGAUGAAAAAAAAUGUCCUUUUGCAUACUUCAGUUCUCUAGCCUUCACGUCGUCAGUAAGAAAUUAAAAGAGAAAAAAAAACAAAAACCUACACACAAACACAUUUUCAGACACACCGGCUCUAGGCGACCGAUCAAUGUUGUAACAAAAGUUCUCCGGAACGACAAAAAAAUAGAAGCAGAAACCAAAACUAGGACAGCAGUCGGACUGCAGCAAAAUGGAAGCAAAAAAAAAAUAGCGAUAAAAAUUCAUAGUACGAAAAAGGAGAAUAUUUUUCUAUUAGCACAUUUACCCAACAAGCAAAUACCCCUUACAUUAGAAAACUCCUGUAGCGACUCCGAGUGUGAAAGGCGGGACGCGAACCCUGCCCCGGGAUGAAUGGAAUGUUCGCGAGAAAUGCCCCGGAUCUUUCGGUCGUGCUCAGAGUGUGGAAAAAAGUGUGAAAUACUAAAAAAAAGACUUGAUGAAACGGUAGUAAGGAAAAAAAUUGCGCCGAUAUAGGUGCAGCUGCUGGCAGUCAGAAUCACCGUGAAUCGGGUAGGGAUUCGAAGUUCAAGCGGCAAACCAAACAGCACUCAAAAUGUUUCAAAAGAUGACAUUUGCAUACAUGUCGAAGAGGGAAUUCUCGCAUAGAUUGAGCCAUGUUGAGACUAGGAGCUAAAUACGUUCGAAUGCAAACCGAGCAAUGAUUACACUAAUAAAUACUUGAAAAUAAAAUAUAAAAAAAAAUACUGCACAGAAACUUUCCAGGCACAAAUACAGAAAAAAAGAUAAGUAAAAAGUGAAACAAAUGAAGUAAUUGCUACUAGGAUUAUGAGAAAGAAACACAUACACAAAACAUAAAUGAUCAAACCAUAGAAACUAGGCGACAAAAAACCGAGUACAGUGUAAACACAGAUUACCGAAGAUGAUAGGAUUCGCAUGCUCUGUAUGAUUUUCCGUUACCGGGUGGUUAGAAGCAACUCAAUCAUUAGUUAUCUACAAUUCAAAGAAUAGUUACUAAAAACCAAUUUAUUCAAUUGAUAAGACCUGAAAGAGUAAGGGUUAACCAUUGAUUCUACGACAAAUUCAAGUCUAUAAGAUGAACGAAAAUUUCGUACUCGAAACAAGGGAUACCUAGAAAAACUCAGAGCAUUUUUGGAUAGUUCAAAACAAUUUCAAAUGAAGUAAUAACAGUAAUCUUUCUAUGAGUUUUUCUAGGAUUAUUCUCUCCCGAUUCUUACUUAAAUGAUGUUUCGAUAUUUAAAUACACACAACAAACUGCUGCCAUUUGUUUGAACUGAAACGCCAACGGGGAAGGAGGCAAAAGAAAACGGCGAACUAUUUAGAAAGUGACCGUUCAAUUACUCUACCGUCUACUGUUGAUUCGUUGUAUAGGUUUAUUGAUUGAAACUGUAUUUUUUAGUACUUAAUUUAGCAACAAACACACGAACACUUACACAAACACUUAUACAGACGCACUGUAAUAGGUUGACAGGUGCCGAGAGUAAUAAAAGGUGAUUUCGUAUAAAAUGCUAA